Benincasa hispida (wax gourd) is the source of this 2187-nucleotide messenger RNA. RefSeq names its product eukaryotic translation initiation factor 4B2-like. Gene Ontology annotation, molecular function: translation initiation factor activity; mRNA binding. Lineage: Eukaryota; Viridiplantae; Streptophyta; Magnoliopsida; Cucurbitales; Cucurbitaceae. The record is from RefSeq and is a predicted model, not a curated record.
CGGAACCAUAAAAGGAAGAGGAGAAAAAGAGAGAUUGUAUAAAAUCCUUCUCCCUCUCCUCUCUCUCACAACGACCGUUUCCCUUUCCUAUUUCCAUCGCAUGUUCUCUGAGCUCCGGCUCCAUUAAAGGAGCCUAGCUCAUUCCCCAAACUCCAUUUCUUCCUUUAGAUCUAUCUUUCUCCUUCUAUUUCAAUUCUUGCAAUUUGUGGAUCUCGAGCUUUAAUCAAACCAAACGAGAGAGAAAUGUCAAAACCCUGGGGCGGAAUCGGAGCCUGGGCCGCAGAUGCUGAGCGUGCCGAGGCUGAGGAACGGGAGGCGCAAGCUGCUGCGGCCGCCUCCCAAGCAGAAUCGAAGAAUUUCCCUAGCCUUAGGGAAGCUGUUAGCACCAAGCCCAAGAAGAAGAAGAUGUCGCUAUCAGAAUUCACUAUGGGCACCUUGACGGGUCCUGGCGCCGGCGGUAGGCAAACGGAGAGUCAGGGACUGACACCGGAGGAGAUGAUUCGGCUUCCAACUGGUCCGAAAGACCGCUCUGGUGAGGAAGUGCGUUCUGGCCGCCUCGGCGGGGGAUUUCCCACUUAUGAUAGGAACAAUAUGUCUGCUGGUCGAUAUCGAGACCGUGAUGAAGGCGAUGGGUCCUGGGGUAGUGGUCGACGAUCGUAUGGUGGGUUCGAUGAGGAACGCAGGGGUCCAUCUCCUAGGGCUUCCAAUUUCGAUCAACCUUCGAGGGCUGACGAGGUGGAUAAUUGGGCAAUGACGAAGAAAUCUCCCACAUUGGAUUCGGGUCGACAAAAUAGGUAUGGGUCGCUAGGCGGUGGCGUGGGUGGGAUUGCAUCUAGGGCAGACGAGGUCGAUAACUGGGCAAGUGUUAAAAAGCCUAUUCCAUCACGAUCCUCCACAUUUGGUUCUGGUUAUCGUGAGGCAAACGAACCUGAUCGCUGGGGUAGAGGCCGUUCACGUGAUAGUGACACAGAACGACCCCGACUAGUAUUGGAUCCACCUAAAGGUAAUGUCGUUACAAAUGAAGCAACGAGGACGAACAAGCCAAGUCCCUUUGGAGCAGCAAGGCCGAGAGAGGAGGUUUUGGCUGAGAAGGGGUUGGAUUGGAAGAAGCUGGAUACAGAAAUUGAGGCCAAAAGAACCAGUAGGCCAACCAGUGCCCACUCUAGCAGGCCUUCGAGUGCUCAAUCCAGCCGUUCGGAGGGUCCAGGAUUACAGGGCGUAGAAACUGCGGCGAAGCCGAGGCCAAAAGUCAAUCCAUUUGGGGAUGCCAAACCUAGGGAAGUUUUGCUGGAGGAACGUGGCAAGGACUGGCGAAAGAUAGAUCUGCAACUUGAGCACCGUGCUGUUGACAGGCCUGAAACAGAAGAGGAAAAGAUGUUGAAAGAGGAAAUUGAUGUCCUAAGGAAGGAACUUGAGGAAGGCUUAUCUCUGAAUGCUAACAAAGAAUUGGUGCAAGAAUCUGCCGGAGAGAUGCAAAAUCUGCGUGACAAAAUUAAUAAAAAAGAACGUGAACUUGAGAUGCUGAUCCUUGAUUUGGAUGAUAAGGUUCGGUUUGGGAAGAAAGCCACUGAAAGACCUGGCUCUGCAGCAGGUAGGGCUGCUGUCUUUCCAGAAAGACCUGGCUCUGGAGCAGGCAGGGCCGCUGUCUUUCCAGAAAGACUGCCUUCUCAAGGAUCCUUUGAUGAGUCCAGAAGUUUCGAGUCUAUAGACAGACCUCGAUCACGUGGCACUGCAGAUGUAUGGAGUAGAUCCACUGAUGAUAGAAAACCAAUCCAAGUUGCCAGAGAUAGAGGAUUUUUGGGCAACAGAGACAUGGAGAGGUCGAGGGAUAGAUGGUAAGCUGCUUUGUGGAUACCAUUGAUUUACGAUCUACUUUGAGUAUUGGAAGCUAAUAAUACAUUGGUCUCACUUUUUACGAUGGUUCUUUUUUUCCCCCUGAGCUCUGGAAAUUGGAGCGAGAGUACUACUUGUCUGGUGCCAAACUUUUGUUACCCUUUCAAACGAUGUAAAAUUGCUAUUUCUUAUUUUUGUUGAAAUUGAAGAGCCUGUAUUAUUGUUAGGACUCAAAUUAUAACCAGACAGUUGGGAUUCCCUAGUUUUUUUUCCCUCUUGUAACAGUCAUUCUGUGUUAUACUAAUUUGGUUCAUUUUGCUCAUGGACAUGUCAAUCUAAGUUGAUUCAUUUGCA